Molecule: messenger RNA, 1410 nt
Organism: Cucurbita moschata (crookneck pumpkin)
Lineage: Eukaryota; Viridiplantae; Streptophyta; Magnoliopsida; Cucurbitales; Cucurbitaceae
Exons: 10
Coding region: 70-1122 (350 amino acids)
Biological process (GO): CAAX-box protein processing
Cellular component (GO): membrane
Molecular function (GO): metalloendopeptidase activity
Source: RefSeq, a predicted model, not a curated record
GGUGAGAGCGAAAAAUUCGAAGCUGGGUGGGACUUCAGUCCACGGAUUUGCUAUAGAAUUAAUUAAGUAAUGAAGAUUUCCUGUUCGACUACCUUCGCAAGUUUAGCUGAAUCUUCAAUCCAUUGUCUUUCUAAUCAAUGGAAACCGUUGUCUCCUUUGAAAUCCACGGAGAAACCAAUUCCUAAGAUUCUACUCUUUGGUUACCGCAAUUUGUCCCUCCGACAGCCACCCCGGCGUUCGAAUUCCCGGUUCCAAAAUGGGUUUCGCCCACUUUGCUUCUUCAAUGCUAAAGAUGAAUCCGGCGGCGAUUUUCAGCAAAAGGGAAAUGGGGCGGGAUGGCCUAUCUUGAGGCGAUGGGAGGUGCCAUGGGGAUGGCAAACAGUUUCAUUAACUUCAUUAGCUUGUGGAUUGAGUUUCAUUGUGACAGGAUUGGUUGAAUCUGCUGCCAUACCUUAUCUUGGUAUUCGCAUUGAAGAGCUAAGCUUAGACGAGAAGGCUGAAAUACUUUUCCUCGACCAAGGCAUUACGACUGUGGCUGUUCUUGGGAUCUUAUACAGUAUUGCCAACACUUUCCAACCACUUCCUGAAGACUUGUAUCGCUAUGAUGUGAGGGACCCUCUGAAUCUGCAGAAGGGCUGGCUCUUAUGGGCAGGAGUGGGUCUGGCUGGUGCCCUGGCUUCUAUUGCAGCGACAGGAGCUGUCUUGUCUUCAUUUAACGGUGGGAGUCCUGAAAGAGAGACAGACGCUCUAGUACGCUUGCUUCCACUAAUAGGAUCUUCCAGCAUCAGCACUGCUUGUCUAGUGGGAAUCGCAGGUGUUCUUGCUCCAGUUCUUGAAGAGACUGUGUUCCGGGGAUUUUUUAUGGUGUCUCUUACCAAGUGGGUUCCUACGCCUAUUGCCAUUCUAAUCAGCGCAGCUGUAUUUGCCCUUGCACAUCUCACUCCUGGCGAGUUUCCUCAGCUCUUUGUACUUGGAACUGCUCUCGGACUUUCGUAUGCUCAAACUCGCAACCUCUUGACCCCCAUCACCAUACAUGCUUUGUGGAACUCAGGCGUCAUUUUGCUCCUCACCUUCCUUGCGCUCCAAGGCUACGAUAUCAAGGAAUUGCUGCAGACAACAUAGUCGAACCUGUGGUUUCUUCUGCUAAAAACUCAGAAUCUGUGCCACAGAAUAGGCUGUUAAAAGCUACAUUUUUAGCAGUAAACUAGUUGAUUAAAUGAGCUUAUUAUAGCUGUUUAUCACUGCUUUUUCCACUAUGUUUUUAGCCAGAUUCUUAGAAACAUCAGAGCUGGUGGUGUAAUUAGGAUAAUAUAAGAACAGACCAUAAUGUAAUUUCCUUAAGUGUGAUUAAGCGUAUUAAUUAUGUAUUAAAAAGAGGCAUGGAAGGCUGUGCGUUGUAAUUAAAAUAAA